AUGGUCGUCGCAUUCCCUAUCAUUAAACUUGGCUCAUUGCUCGUCAGGCAAAUAAGUCGACCGUUGGCCAACCAGAUCAAGAAUGGUGCCAAGCGGAGCAGCAUCUUUCGCCGAUUCGUUUGCUUACCAAUAGCCCAGUGUAAAGAAUCGUUAUUCUUUGAACUUAAAAACAGUAUAUUCAUGGUUGGUUCUGAGCAGAAAUGCCAUCUCUUGCCAACCAUAUUUUGGCUAUUUUACCACAAAGUGGAAAUGACCCGCAAAAUGGUGUGGCUCGGGUUCGGAAAACCGGUGGACGUUCCAGCAUUGACCGAAGAGGCAGCGGUCGAACUGGGCGCUAAUCUCGUUGGGGAGCUAAUCGUUUACGUUGUUGCGGUGAUCAUUUUCACCGUCGAGUACAACAGGACGAACGAAAAAGCGCGCAUCAAGGAACUCGAGAUAAAAAACCAACUGGUGGACCUUGAAUACAAGGUUAAAUUUCUUGACAUCCAGCUGCGCCACCAGGACGCAGAGAUACGUAGCAUGGAACGGCACUUGGCCAGCAAAACGCGCUUUGUAUGUGAGCGGCAUAGUCACGAAAACGUCACGAAUAAUAUUUCCGUUCCUACUUCACCUUCUCCUUCGACUACUUGUUCUUCCGGUGAGGAUUAA
Soboliphyme baturini is the source of this 648-nucleotide messenger RNA. NCBI's taxonomy places the organism in Eukaryota, Metazoa, Nematoda, Enoplea, Dioctophymatida, Soboliphymatidae. The record is from the annotation of a GenBank genome assembly.